AUGGCAACCGCAUCCCUCGAUACGCGACAACUGUUGUUAGGCACAGCACACCCUGACACCCUUCAAAGUAUGUGUACUCUUGCCUCCACGUAUUGGGAAGCGAAACGAUGGAAAGAAGCAGAGGAAUUGCAGCUGCAACUACUAGAGAUUCGCAAAAGAACUCUCGACGAAACGCAUCCGGAUGUAAUAAGAAGCAUGUCCACUCUCGCAUUCGUAUAUUGGUUGAAAGACCGAUGGCAAGAAGCGACCGCAUUGCAAGUGCAAGUGGUAGAGCUUCGCCAAAUGGUGCUUGGCGUGGAUCACCCUACAACACUAAGUUCUAUCCACAUUCUCGCGUCUAUGUAUCGGGAGCAAGGUCAAUUUCAACAUUGUGAGCGACUGUUGAAGGACGUGCUGAGUACCCAAGAGAAAAUUCUCGGGGUAGAGCACGAAAGUACAUUCAAUAGCAUAACCAGCCUUGCGAUCACGUAUCGGGAGCUGGGCCAGUUGAAUGACUUCGAGAUUAUACUUGCACAAGCCCUAGAGAUAAAGACAAAUGUCCUAGGCAGAGAGCACCCCGAUACACUGAGCAGCAUGGUUGACCUAGCAAUGACAUACCAGAGUCUAGGCCAACUUCAGCGCUCUGAAGAAUUAUUGACACGGGCACUCACGGUUCAUCAGGAGGUUCUUGGGACCGAGCAUCCUCGCACGAUUAGAAACAUGGCCACUCUUUUGUUCGUAUAUCGAGACCAGGGCCAUUUUGAAGGGGCAGAGAAUCUGGCAGUCCGAGUGCUUCAACGUCACAAAAGAGUGCAUGGAGAGGAGCAUCGUGAUACAUUGGAAGCUAUGUUGGAUCUCGCACUGAUGUACCAGCAUCGCGGCCGAUGGAAAGAGGCUGCCAUUCUACAGGCACAAUCGCUCGAACUUGGCAUCAAAAUCCACGGGCCAGACAACCCAAAAACAUUGAAAAUCAUGGCCGAGUCUGCGCUGCUCUGGAAAGAGCAGGGUGAGUCAAUAAGGGCCUUUGACAUCUUGAGCGAGUGUGUAGCAACGCAAACACGCGUCUUGGGAUCAAAUCAUCCAGAAACCAAGGAUAAUUGUGAUAUUCUGACGCGAUGGCAGUUGGAGAGCCUGGAAAUUGAUACAAAUGAAGCAGAUUCACAUUCAUAA
Molecule: messenger RNA, 1149 nt
Organism: Penicillium brevicompactum
Lineage: Eukaryota; Fungi; Ascomycota; Eurotiomycetes; Eurotiales; Aspergillaceae
Exons: 1
Coding region: 1-1149 (382 amino acids)
Molecular function (GO): protein binding
Source: RefSeq, a predicted model, not a curated record